This is a messenger RNA of Microtus ochrogaster (prairie vole), 802 nucleotides long. RefSeq names its product zinc finger protein 32-like. The record is from RefSeq and is a predicted model, not a curated record. The transcript has a single exon. Lineage: Eukaryota; Metazoa; Chordata; Mammalia; Rodentia; Cricetidae. The annotation marks the transcript as partial.
CCUGGAGUGAGGCAGAAGGUCUAUGAUUGCCAGGAAUGUGGGAAAUCUUUCCGGCAGAAAGGUAGUCUAACAUUGCAUGAGAGAAUCCACACUGGCCAGAAGCCCUUUGAGUGCACCCAGUGUGGAAAAAGCUUCAGGGCCAAAGGCAAUCUAGUUACACAUCAGCGGAUCCACACAGGAGAGAAGCCCUAUCAGUGCAAAGAGUGUGGGAAAAGCUUUAGUCAGCGAGGCAGUCUAGCUGUGCAUGAGAGACUCCACACUGGACAGAAACCCUAUGAAUGUGCCAUUUGCCAGAGAAGCUUCCGGAAUCAAAGUAACCUUGCUGUUCACCGAAGAGUUCACAGUGGCGAGAAGCCCUAUAGAUGUGACCAGUGUGGGAAGGCUUUCAGUCAGAAGGGAAGCCUGAUUGUCCACAUCAGAGUUCACAUGGGUCUGAAGCCCUAUGCGUGUUCCCACUGCAGGAAGAGCUUCCACACCAGGGGCAACUGCAUUCUGCAUGGGAAAAUCCACACAGGAGAGACACCCUAUCUCUGUGGCCAGUGUGGGAAAAGUUUCACUCAGAGAGGGAGCCUGGCUGUGCACCAGCGAAGCUGCUCACAGAGGCUCACCCUGUAACCACUCUUCAAAGGAAUUCCUUAGGGAUUAACAAUGCAAAACCCUCUGUUGCCAAGAAGUUUAUCUAAUUCUAUAGGGUAAGUGGAAAUUCUUCCAGAAGGACCAGCAUUUCAGAGGGCAACUGACUUUUUCCCUUCCCCCAAAUGAAUAUGAAAAAUACAUGUCUUGUUUAUCAUUAAAAAAAAAA